This is a messenger RNA of Drosophila albomicans, 2201 nucleotides long. RefSeq names its product histone deacetylase complex subunit SAP30 homolog (gene Sap30). NCBI's taxonomy places the organism in Eukaryota, Metazoa, Arthropoda, Insecta, Diptera, Drosophilidae. Bases 307 to 831 code for a protein of 174 amino acids. Gene Ontology annotation, molecular function: transcription coregulator activity; protein binding. Gene Ontology annotation, biological process: regulation of DNA-templated transcription. The transcript has 2 exons. The record is from RefSeq and is a predicted model, not a curated record. Gene Ontology annotation, cellular component: histone deacetylase complex.
GGGGGGUGAGUGAAACGCACAAAGUCAAAGCAUAAAAGCAGAGAAGGAGAAGGUAACAAAAGAAAAAGAGCAAAAUACAAAUUUUAUAUUCUGCAUAAAGUACGUUUUAUUCGCGAGUAUUGUGUGCAUGUGAGGAAUGAGAAAAGGCAAACGGUUGCUGUAGAACUACGAUUAAAUCUAUUAAAUUGUGCCUCUGCUGCCUGCCGCCCCCUCCACCCAACAAACAUACACACAAAGCAAAGCAACAGUAGUAACAACAACAACAAAGCAAUAGCAAUCAUAAAUUGUGUGUGUGUGUGUGUGACCAUGAACAACGGAUUCAGCACCGGUGAGGAGGACUCACGAGGCGGCCAUACCGACCAAACAUGCUGCCUGAUCGACGACAUGGAACGUUGCCGAAAUCAAGCUGGCUAUGCCAGCUAUAGCAAACGUAUACAGAAAACAGUGGCGCAGAAACGCCUCAAGCUAAGCAGCGAUCCAAGUGCGCAGCACAUUUACAUUUGCGAUUAUCACAAGGCAAGAAUACAAUCGGUGCGCACGAAACGUCGUCGCAAGGACAGCGAAGAUGAUAGCAAUGAGACGGAUACGGAUCUGCAUGAGUUUCCCGAUCUCUAUCAGCUGCAUGUGUCCACGCUGCGUCGCUACAAGCGCCACUUUAAGGUGCAGACGCGGCAGGGCAUGAAACGUGCCCAGUUGGCGGAUACCAUUAUGAAGCAUUUCAAGACAAUACCCAUCAAGGAGAAGGAGAUUAUUACGUUUUUCGUGUAUAUGGUGAAAAUGGGCUCCAAUAAAUUAGACCAAAAGAAUGGUAUCGGCAAUGAUACCACUUGAACGCAACUCUUGCGGCAGCGACGCUAUCGAUAUCGUUAUCGCUAUCGCAAUCGUUAUUGAUGCCGGCUGUCCCUCCUAACACAGCUACAAUACAGCGCUAUCGCUGUGCUGCUCUCACCACACACCACGACACGAAAUAACAACAAACAGACAAGGAAACACAAUCAAAAAUCACAGCAACAAAAAAAAAAAAAUACAGAUAAAUAAGGAAAGGGUUUAACUACAGUGAAAUCGAAAUAGCUGCAUAUGCAGCCAUGCUUUAUAUACAUACUAUAUAUAUGUAUAUAUGUUUUUUUUUUGCCUAAUCCAAACUAUCAGUGCUUUUAAAACUGUUCAUAAUGAGGCUCGGGGCUCAUUACGAUAUGGUUCGAUUUUUGAGGAAUAUAAAAUACGUAAACUUUCUUAUUUUUUACUAUACACCUAUCUACAUAUAUACAUAUAUUUUUCUUAGUAUUUAUUUAUUUUUUUUGUUUGCUUACUUUGUAUGGCUUUGUUGUAAGUUAGCGCUGCAAUAUUAGAAUUUUGUAAGUACGUCGAAAUGAGGAAUUAUUGUAUUUUAAUGGCAAACUGUUGUGUAGGCAGGUUUCACUGUACCCAAAUAGCCCAACAAAUGCAAUGCGCACAGUACUAUAUAUAUAUACGAUUAUAUAGCAGCAAGAAAAAUGCAAGAACAACAUUAACAUCAAUGUUAUUAUCAUUAUCAUCAUUGUCGUCAACAACAAAACACUUGGUGCUCCCAACAAAAAACAAAAACACGUAGUUUAAAUGAAAAUAUUGAGAAAGUGAAGGUUAAAGUGAAAGCAUAUAAAAAGUAAAGUGAAGGAAAGCAUAGUAAUCUGUAGCGUUCGUCGUUGUUAAUAGAUCUUUAUACAAAUUCUACAUGCAUAGAUAAUAAUUAUUAUAAUAAUAAUUAAUAAUAAAUGUGUAAAUUAACAUGGACCCAAAUUUCUGGGGCCAACAAAACAUGAAUCAACUAAACUAACUAACAAUUUACCUUAACUGAUCUUAGCCUUUCUUCUGUUCUUGUCACCACUUUGGCCAAAAAGCAAUCAAAUAAAAAUUCUAAAUCUGCCAACGUGAAAUGAAAUGAAUUAUAAGAACAACAAUCAAGAACUUCAUAACAUUCUACGUAAAUUAAAACAAACAAACAACAAACAAAGCAUACAAGUAAAGUUAUUUACAAACAAAAAAUGUUUAAUAAUAUUUAAUUAUUCUAAUUAAUGCUGUAAUUAUAUAAAUAUAUUUAAAUUGUACACUUGUAAUUUUAAACUCAUUCUAAGAAACUUAUUAAAAAACAAAUUGAAAACAUCUUUUAACUGAUUAAACCUAGUAUACAUACAUUAUACUAAACAUUACAUUAUAGAAAUCGG